GCUUUUGCCGACGAACUAGACCCCGCGGACCCUGCCGUCGGUUGCAAAGAGCUCGUCAUUUUCCCACUUCCACACUCCCGCUACUCGAGUAGCUCUAUCUCUUCAACGUGCCGGAACAUGCUCCUUUUGCUGUCUGGCUUGACGUCGUCGGAGGCAUCUUGCGUGAUACACCUCCGCCCGGCUUCCGUCAAUCUCAUCAAGCCUCAUCCUUCUGCCCAUCCGAACUGGCGUUCCAGCUAGAAACUGUUGUGUAGCGCUCGAGGCCAAUGAUCAUCGCACGACUGCAAGGAAUUCUGGAAGACACUGACUAGCUGCGCCCUCCAGGGCAGCGUUCGCUGUAACAUGAGUCGUAACAUCCUACCUGCCUCUCUCGCUGCGAGCUGCACAAGCUUCACAAGGCCCAGCUCAUCCGGGCCUUCACCCGCGGCAGCUCAGUGGCAACCUGUCAAGGUAAAAAAACUCACAGGCUCGGCAUGUGAGUAUUGCAGAAAGCGAAGACGAAAAUGCAAUGGCGAGCAACCAUGUCCUCUAUGCGUGGACAACAAUCAGGAAUGCAUCUACGAAGUGACCAAAACAGAAACCCAAGGUCAGGCUGUCAAACGAAAACAUGCCCAGAUGCAGCAAGAUCACGACGAGUUGAAAUCAUUAUUCGCCAUUCUUGCAACGGGGAGCAAUCAGAAAACCCUCGAGAUCCACAAUCGCAUCAGAAGUGGACAAUCUCCUGGUCUCAUUCUACAACAGCUGAAGCAUGGAGACAUUCUGAUUCAGUCUAGACUUAAUUCCGAGCGUCAUGUUAGGCAUGUCUUAUUGAGCAGUCUCAUGCAAACCAAUGCUUCAUUCGACGACUUGGUCGACUUCAUCGGCUUGACUGUUGCGAGAGAUCCCAGUGCGCAGGUACCGACUGCUGCGUUGUUGCGGCAACUCAGAGGUCAGCAAACUGAUCUAAAGGGACUUCGCAGUCUUUUAGGAUACGCUCAGCCUGCGAGUACGCAGCGUCGAAUAGCCAUAUCCGAUCUCUUGAGUGAUCAAGGAGGCCCUGCCUCGGAGUCUGGUAGCUCCAGGUCAGAAUCCCUGGAAAUGGAAAACAGCAAAAGAUCAUCAGAACCGCCUUACAGGCUUCCUGCAAAGCCCUGGACUACGUUGACCGACGAUGAUGAUCUGGUCACUCACCUUGUGUCGUUAUAUAUGGAAUGGGUGAAUCCGUUCUUUCGUCCUCUGGAAGAGGACCUAUUUGUUGCGGCUAUGCAAGCCGGCGACCUGACUUCAGAAUACUGUUCACCAUUUCUAGUCAACAGUAUCUUAGCCUAUGCUUGUCUCUACUCCGAGCGAGAAGGCGCUUUCUUUCAGCCUGACGACUACUUGACGCGAGGACAGCAAUUCCACGACGAAGCCUUUCGACUCUGGCAACUCGAAGAAGGAAGGGCAACGCUGACGAACCUCCAAGCUCUGGCUAUUAUGUAUCCUGGCUGUAUUUUGAGGGGCAAAGACAAGCUAGGUGUAAGUACGUGUGCAGUGAUAACACAAUUGUGUCGAGAUGUUCCGAAGACGCUACCAACGUCGAGCCCUUCACGCAUUCCAACGAGUGAAGACAUGUUGGAUUAUCAACGAGCCAGGAAAGUAGCCUCUUGGGCUGCGUUUGCUUGCGAUAUGGCGACUGCCAACACAAUCUUACAGCCAGCUUCCAAUACCAAAUGUAAGGAUGAUCUCCCUACCGCAGCUGAGCUGAUGAUCAGCCCGAGUCGUGUAUGGACUGGUUAUCCUCAUCACAACAAAGAUGACCUCCUCGACACGAGCGCAUUAUGGGUCGCUCAUUGUCGAUUGACGCAACUAUCCUGGAAGGCACAACGUCUCUUGUACGCUUCAGACCGCAGUGAUCCUCUAUUCCCUGUCCGCGUAGAAGCAUUGACUGAAGAAAUGAAUGGCUGGAAGCGCGCUCUACCAGCAUGUCUGCACUUCCAGGGAAGAUUGCCGGCUCCGGUAUAUGACCUGCAUUCGUGCUACGCAGCAGUGAUUAUUGCACUGUAUUCUCUGUUCCAGCCGAUUGGAGCAACUCAAAGCUCGCCAACCAGUGAAUCGAGCCCCAUACAAGAGAUACACUCCCCUGAAACUACUUUGCAAGAAACAAUCCGACAAGGCAAAGAGGCGAAUACUCGAGCUCUCUUUGCACGAGUUAUGCGUGAUCGUGCUAUCGCCACAGCCCAAGAGAUGGCUGUCAAGAUGGGCAAUUUCCGUCACCACUACGGUCUCAAGAUCAUCCCACCUUACUUCGUCCAAGCAAAUGGCGUCGUAUGCUUCACCUUACUCCAAGAUCUCUCUAAUCCAGCAUCUGCAGCGGCAUUCAAAGAAGCUUUCCGCUGUCUUCUCGGUGCUGGGAUGCAAUUUCUUUGGGCUAGAGGAAUGGCAAGGAUGUUACAUCUCACAGCACAAAACACUGGUAUACAGCUACCCAAAGCGAUUGAGACGAUGCUGGAAGCUGUUGCAGAUACCGCGUGGAAGAAAAGUGAUACGGAGAUGUUGAGCUCUUGCUGGCCAAACUAUGCCAUUGCUAAAGAUGCCAAAGUCGGCGAGAGUGUUAUGAUGGAAGACUUGAUCAAGAAGUGGGAAAGAGUCGCCUUGAAUGAGGAAGAAGGGCGGGGCAAAAGAUGACAUUCAUAGUCUUGGAGGAUUUAUCGUAGGUAUUAGUAU
Messenger RNA from Aureobasidium subglaciale EXF-2481, 2685 nucleotides. RefSeq lists its product as uncharacterized. Lineage: Eukaryota; Fungi; Ascomycota; Dothideomycetes; Dothideales; Saccotheciaceae. The transcript has 6 exons. Gene Ontology annotation, biological process: DNA-templated transcription; regulation of DNA-templated transcription. Gene Ontology annotation, molecular function: DNA-binding transcription factor activity, RNA polymerase II-specific; zinc ion binding; DNA binding. The record is from RefSeq and is a predicted model, not a curated record. The coding region runs from base 343 to 2646 and encodes 767 amino acids.